AUGGCUCUUCGCGCUCCUAACAACAGCAACGUCCCCAUGGAGGUUGAGCGAUGCCUCCAAGUGGUCAAGAAGAUUCUGGAUCAAAACAAGAAUCCCCAAGCCGCAGCAGACGUGGAUCACCAGUACGAUGACAAAUACGCCUUGGUGGAGUUCGUGACCAACACUGGUAUCGCUGCCGUUCUGAACGUCCUCGAGCAGUUGGAAGGCUUCAAUGAAGAAAUUCUAAAGCAAGUGCUGGCGGUCGUCUUGGAUCAGAAGCGGUCAAUGACGCUGCGUCUCGCCGUGGAUGAAGACUGCGAAUUCGUGGAAGAAACCACGAGGCAGGUUGAAUCUCCUACCACUCACCAAGUCAGCGUCUCUUCGCCAGAGGCUGCUGGAGCCACUGUUUACAGUCACAAGACUCUGACGGAAAUCAAAGAGUUUCACUGGAAGGCUGGAAUUCGCCACACGCUGACUCUCUUUGCUGGCACGGAUCCUUCCAUGGGGAUUGUGCUGGGCACUCGGACUGGAACUACCCGAUUGGUCACCACAAUGAAGAAACAUCCUUACCCACCCAACACUCGUCCUCCCCUUGACUUGGAUUUGACCUUUCUCAUUCGUCAAAUCAACCCUCAGUCAAUGGUGGCAUCGUUCAAGAUUGACCGUGACAACGCCAAGACUCCACGCCGAAACAGACAGACCGAAGAGGCGCUUUUAUUUGUACGCGACUUGAAGUCUUGGUUGGCGCAGUGCCUACACUAUUUCCAAAAUGUCGUGUGGCAAGAGCUCUUGGGAGGAAAGACUGAGAAUUAUGCGGAAUGGCUUUACAAGAUCCAGUCCACCGACGUAUUUGCUCCUGUUGCACCACUCUUUAUGGAGGACUCGGCAGGCGACAAUACCAGCAACACUGGGCAUACAGAACGGGCUGGGCUGGUGGCGCUUUCGGCGCCUCCUGCUGGGUCGCCAUUGAUUCCCUUGCAAGACACCGCCAAGUUCCUCCAGGAGCAGACUCGUUCUCUCAAGCAAGCACUCAUGAGCCUCAUGGGAAACUUCCCUGAUCCUUCAGAUGGAGGCCAGCUCAUUAGUGGAUACGAAGCGAAACUCGUCUUGCUCUUUCUGCAUCUUCGGGACAUUGCCGGUCAGUGGGCCGUCGGUGUCAAGUAUGUGGAAGCGAUGCUCUACAACCAACUAGAAACGGCCAUUGGAAAACAAGUCAAAGCGCAAGACUUUGAGGAAUUUAUCAAGUUUCACAAUCAGAGACUCAUGGGGAAGAACUAUGCGCCAAAGCCAUUUUGUUACGCGAUUCGCCAACCCAAUUCGUUCCCUGAUGGGAUGCUUAGCAUUCUCGCAAAGAGAAAUGGUGGAGGGGCGGCCUUCUUUGCGGGCGACGAUGCCGCUGGAAAACGAGACGCUGACACCAUUGGAACCUUUUGCAGUCACAUCCCAGGAGACACACUGGUUGCGCCCAUGGCCAUCCCCCUCAAUGCAGCCACGACAAUCGACUUUGUUGGCGAUCAGUAUUUGCAUGGAUGGGUCGACACUCAAUUUAAUGGCGAGCAGCAAGCGGAACACUUUAUCAGUGCCCGCGCCCGACAAUUUUCCUGCUUUCUGUUGCUGAUUGGAAACAUUUCUGGUCCCAAUGAGUUCACUCCCAAAGAUGCCAUACUCUUACAGAACAAGGACGAGAUCCUGAUCCCAUUGUUGACGACUGCCCUUCCCAGUGCCAAACAGUUCCGCGAUGCAAUUCAAUCCCUCUCGCCGGAACAGGCACGAUUUGCCAAAUCCUUUCGGGCGCAGCAACUGGAUUCCAGUGUCUUUGGAAUUUGUGUGAUUCAAGUCAAGCCCCAGAUGGAGUGCCUACUUAACCUCCCACAAAAUGCACUCACCAAAGAGAUUCAACUGACUACAGAUCUCCUCUCGUUGUUUGCAGAAUACCAAGUCCCGCCCACUCUGGUGUCCUAUGAUGGCGCUGAUUCCGCCGCGCUGGCUGAGAAGGUUUCCGCUGUGAAGGAGCACGUGAAAGGAGUCCUGGAUGUGAUCAAGGGUAUCAAGGAAGAGCAACUGCAUGAGGAAGCCAGGAAAGCAGCAAUGCACAAGGAAAAACUAGAACAAGAAAGGCUACGGGCAGCUUCCACGCGUACUAGUGCCUCGAUUCCGUUCGGUGCCCCAGCCCCAGCCUUUGCUGGUACGUCGUUUCAAGUGCGGGGGGCCGCAGCUUCACGCGCCAGAAGGGCGGCUCCAGUUGCAGCCCAAGCCAGAUACAAAAUGAGUUGCGCUCAUAUGUCUUCCGCUGCCAUGGUAACACCACCUCCGGCUGCUCAAGCGCAGCGACAAUACGAAGCCGAGGAUGAUGCUGACAGUGUCGACUUUGGCGACGGGGAAGGGUUUGAUGAUUUGCAAGAUCAGUUCUCGGACCUAGAUAUCCGACGCGGCAGUGAUGGCACACCCAAAGCCAGCAAGGAGUGGGCAGUCCCUGCGCUUGACUUUACUGCAAUUCCCAAAAGGCUCGACCGCGUGUUUGAAUCUUUCGAUAAGGACGGCGCCCUUCGCACCAUGACCUUGAAAACAGGGGAUGAGUGGACUCGCGUGCGCCAAGAGAAUCUUUUGACAAAGAUGAAGACAUCCAAGCUGAAGGCGGGAGACAAAAAGACGGAAAGCAACAAAGCACUGGACCUUCUCGACGCGCUGUCUCGUAGUGGUUCGCUCCCGAUUGCUUGUGGGGAGCUGCAUGUCAUUGUUGGAGUUCGCCAUUCCUUCGAGCAAAAUGUCAUGGCUACGGUAAUUGAGGAGAACGUGAAUCCUAUCGAGAAGGUGGACUAUUCCUCUCUACUGAUCAGCUCCACCGUGCAUCAGGUGGAUAUCCCAACGCUGCUCACCAAUGCGGUCGAACCUCCCACUUUGGUCUUGAACAACCGCCAGUUUCCUCCUUUGAUGGCUGGCGAUGCGACUAACGCUGUCACGGGCAACCAGAAUUGA
Seminavis robusta is the source of this 2955-nucleotide messenger RNA. Lineage: Eukaryota; Bacillariophyta; Bacillariophyceae; Naviculales; Naviculaceae. The record is from the annotation of a GenBank genome assembly.